This is a messenger RNA of Colletotrichum fioriniae, 432 nucleotides long. The record is from RefSeq and is a predicted model, not a curated record. NCBI's taxonomy places the organism in Eukaryota, Fungi, Ascomycota, Sordariomycetes, Glomerellales, Glomerellaceae.
AUGGCAUAUCGUGUGUCUUCUCCUGAAGUCAAAGCCAUCACGUCAGUUCUCCACGCGUACGGGGCUGCUCUCAAGAGCCGCAACGUCGAGGAUAUCGUCGAUCUUUAUACGUCCGGUGGUGUCAUCAUGCCGCCUCACUUCACAGCCGCCGUGGGCACAGACUCACUUCGUGAAUCAUACACGCGCAUCUUCUCGACGGUUCAACUCGUCAUCACAUUUUCAAUAGACGAGAUUGUCAUCAUGUCUCCCGAAUGGGCUUUUGCGAGGACAACCGCCGAGGGAACUAAGACGAUGCUGGCGACCCAGGCUUCUGAGGAGCACGCGAACCAGGAGCUUUUCAUCAUGAAGAAGGAAAGUGAGGGGUGGAAGAUUGCGAGAUAUGCUUUUUCGACGAUGAAGCCUCUUUUUCAGGAUGGCGUACGGAGAAGUUGA